UUAGAAUGAAAUAGACAAUCAGUUUACCUGUCGUAAAUGAUUUAAACAGUAGAGAAUCAGAAAUAAAAUUAAGUGUUUAGUCGGAAGCCUAAACACGGGUUCCGUUCAUUGCAUCAAAUGAAAAUGUCAAGUUGUCAAGCAAAUACUUCGGAGCACGUGACAAUCAGUUGAUCAAAGUAAUGACGACGUUCGAUCUUCUCUCGUGGGGUGCAAACUCCCACCGUCAACUAGGCCACGAUGUAGAAUCGGAGCAAUGCCUGAUCCCUAAGGCGGCAAAUUUGAACGAACCUCGGGGUCGGGGGCUGAGAGCGUCUGAUAUAACUAAAAUGAGCGGCGGGGCGGGACAUUCUCUGAUUUUGAAUAGGCAGGGGGAGGUUUAUUCCUGUGGACUGAACAGCAAGCAACAGGCCGGUGCUACCGAGGCGCAAAAGUAUGUCGAAAGUUUGGUAAAAAUAGAUACCCUGAAAGAGGCAAUAAUCGUCGACAUUGCCUGCGGUUGGGAUAGCUCAAUGGCUAUUGAUAACGGGGGGUAUUUGUACGCGUGGGGAUCGAACGCCUAUGGGCAAUUGGGCGCUGGUAAAACGCCUGUGCAGAAACCGGCGAUAAUUCAUCUCGAAGAAACUGCGCUGGAUCCGGUUGCGAAUAUCGCAAUGGGACUCCGGCAUUCAGCCCUCGUAACCAUCAGUGGCAACGUACUCGUCGCUGGAUACGGCAACAAGUGCCAAUUGGGACUAAUUGGCGAAUCAAAGAAACCCGUUAAAGCUACCGACACUUUCACGCAAGUACCUGGAUUAACUGGGAUAAAAAGUGUCGCAUGCGGCCAACACCAUACAAUAGCACUGUCGAAAAAUGGUGAUUUGUAUGCAUGGGGUGACAACAAGCACGGGCAGCUUGGGUUCGAUCCGAAGAUAUAUCCGCGUCUUGAAACACCUCUAAAAUUGGAAAACAUAAACAUCGGUCUAGAUGGUAAAAUUUUCACCGGAUGGACGCAUACCGCUGUGCUUUACGAUGGAAAAGUUUUCGCUUGGGGCAGAAACACUUACGGACAAUUAGGGCGCGGAAAUAAAUUCCUUGCGGAAUCCGAACCCACUUGGCUACCCGAAAUUAUAAAAAAUGUGCCCAAGUUUGUGCAAAUCUCUGUUGGAUCGGAGCACAACAUUGCUCUCGCAGAAGACGGUUCAGUGAUGUGUUGGGGAUGGAAUGAGCAUGGGAAUUGCGGGACCGGAACUGUUCAAGACGUUAGAGAACCGGUACGAAUCGAUGUUCUGCAAAAAGGAAGAGGAACUCUUGUCGGAACAGGUUACGGACAUUCGUUUGCCGUUGUGCAAUCCUGAAGA
This is a messenger RNA of Diprion similis, 1337 nucleotides long. RefSeq names its product ultraviolet-B receptor UVR8-like (gene Sergef). The record is from RefSeq and is a predicted model, not a curated record. Lineage: Eukaryota; Metazoa; Arthropoda; Insecta; Hymenoptera; Diprionidae. The transcript has 5 exons. Bases 180 to 1334 code for a protein of 384 amino acids.